GGAGAGAGUGCCAGAAUGAUAUCCUGUCAUGCUGGGAUUCCCUUCUACUUCCAGCUAGAAGCAUGCCUGCAUGACAGCAAUAGCAAUAACAAUGAAUAAUUUUUAAAAAAAUCCAUGUAAUGCAGAACUCUGCUGGAGAGCUGUAAUGUAAGGCAAGGGGCUGGAUUUGAUUAACGUGAUGAAAUUACACAAGCUUCUCCUCUCUCCCUCAGUGCCUGCCGAGCAGCAUCUCUCUCUCUCCUCAUCCCUCUGCUCCCUCUCUUCUUGCUCUGCAGCAGAGCUGGGGCGGGCAGUGCAGUGAGGUAGGGUAGGCAGCCAGCCCUCCACUUUCCUCUCUGCCCUGGGCUCCCAGGAUCCCGGGAUCCCCCCCUGGGCUGCAUCAUUGACAUGCAGCACCCAGCAGGGCUGCAUCACUGCUAGAGAUGCUGGCACGGAGCCUCCCGCUGCGCUACGCAGCAAACAGGAUCGGCUGCAACUUGGGGUGCCCAAGGACAUGACCUUCACCUCCAUGAUGAAUCAGGACAAACCUGUCAAGUCCUCCUAGCUCCCCGGCUGUGCCAUUUGCUGUUCCCUUGCUGUUCACCAGACAGCAGCCCCAGCUCUUCCUACCCAAAGCAAGGAAGAAGCCAGCAAACCACACAUGACAGCUGAAAAGUGAAGCAUUAUCAAAAGCUGUGUGAGACUGUCAGAGAGAAACUUUAUAUAGUAAUUCUCCUUCUGAGCCUGGGAAGCCGUGCAUCACAUUAGUUACAAGGGAAAAAGAGAAGAAAUGCUCAAGUAACUGAGACCUGAAAUUGCACAAAUCAAUACAUACAUUUGAAUAACUACAUACAGUGUUCAGAAAUCUGCAUUCACAAUGGAUGAUGGAUACAGAAACACAAACCUCUAUCAAGGGGGAAGGGAGACAAACCAAGUCUCAGAUGAUUACAGGUACCAGGAUGGUAACUACGAGGGGUACGCACCCAAUGAUGGCUACUACCGUGGUGGGGAUGAACCCACUCAUGAAGAAGAUGCCCAGAGUGAUGUUACAGAAGGCCAUGAUGAAGAUGAUGAGGUCUAUGAGGGGGAAUACCAAGGAAUCCCGCACCCGGAUGACAUUAAAGCCAAGCAGAAGAAGCGAGCUCCUGCCAUGGAUGAUGAGUACAGAGACCGUGCUGACCUUAUGGCAGAGAGGAUGGAGGAUGAGGAGCAGCUUGCCCACCAGUAUGAAAACAUCAUUGAGGAGUGUGGCCACGGACGCUUCCAGUGGACCCUCUUCUUUGUUUUAGGGUUGGCGCUGAUGGCAGACGGGGUGGAGCUGUUUGUGGUUGGAUUUGUUCUGCCCAGUGCUGAGAAGGAUAUGUGCUUAUCCAGUUCAAACAAAGGCAUGCUAGGCCUGAUAGUCUACCUGGGAAUGAUGGUGGGGGCUGUCAUGCUGGGUGGCCUCGCUGAUAAACUGGGAAGAAAGAAAUGCCUCAUCAUAUCACUUGCAAUCAAUGCUGCCUUCGCUUUCCUGUCCUCUUUUGUCCAGGGAUACGGAUUCUUCCUUUUCUGCCGCCUUAUCUCAGGCCUCGGUAUUGGGGGAUCCCUCCCCAUCGUGUUUGCCUAUUUCUCUGAAUUCCUGUCUCGUGAGAAGAGGGGUGAGCACCUGAGCUGGCUGUGCAUGUUCUGGAUGAUCGGUGGUAUUUUUGCUUCAGCAAUGGCGUGGAGCAUCAUCCCACAUUACGGCUGGGGGUUCAGUAUGGGAACCAAGUACCACUUCCACAGCUGGAGAGUCUUUGUUCUGGUCUGCUCCCUGCCCUGUAUCGCCUCCUUGGUAGCACUGAAGUUCAUGCCUGAAAGCCCGCGGUUCUUGCUGGAGAUGGGUAAGCAUGAUGAAGCCUGGAUGAUCCUCAAGCAAGUUCAUGACACCAACAUGCGGGCCAAGGGUGAGCCAGAGAGAGUGUUUACGGUUUCUUAUAUCAAAACUCCAAAGCAAGUUGAUGAAUUCAUUGAAAUUCAAAGCUCAACAGGGACUUGGUACCAGCGGUGGCUGGUCAGAAUCACAACCACCUUCAAACAGGUCUGGGACAACGUGCUAUAUUGUUUAACAGCCCAGUACAGGAUGAACACGCUGAUGCUGGCUGUGGUUUGGUUUACUAUGGCCUUAAGUUACUAUGGCCUUAUUGUCUGGUUCCCUGACAUGAUCCGCUAUCUCCAAGAAGAGGCCUAUGAGUCCCGAGUGAAGGUCUUUGAUGAGGAAGAAGUGUCACACUUCACCUUUAAUUUCACCCUGGAAAACCAGAUCCAUAGAAACGGGGAAUACAGAAAUGAUAAAUUUAUUGGCAUGAAAUUCAAGGAGGUGAGAUUUGAGGAUUCGCUAUUUGAAGAAUGCUACUUUGAGGACGUGACAUCCAGUGAAACCUUCUUUGAAAACUGCACCAUCAUCUCUACUGUCUUUUACAACACUGAUCUCUAUGAACACAAAUUCAUCAACUGCAGGCUGAUAAACACCACGUUCAUGAAGGAGAAGGAAGGCUGCCAUCUGGACUUUGAGGAGGACAAUGAUUUCUUGAUCUACUUAGUCAGCUUCCUUGGCAGCCUGUCUGUGCUGCCGGGAAACAUCAUCUCUGCACUGCUUAUGGACAAAAUAGGGAGGAUAAAGAUGAUCGGUGGCUCAAUGCUGAUCUCUGCAGUGUGCUGCUUCUUUCUCUUCUUUGGCAACAGCGAAUCGGCGAUGAUCGGCUGGCAGUGCCUCUUCUGCGGGGCCAGCAUCGCUGCCUGGAACGCCCUGGACGUGAUCACUGUAGAGCUCUACCCCACGGACAAAAGGGCAACAGCCUUUGGCAUUCUCAAUGGGCUUUGCAAGUUUGGUGCCAUCCUGGGGAACUCAAUCUUUGCCUCCUUUGUAGGGAUAACCAAGGUGGUUCCCAUCCUUCUGGCUUCCUCUGCUCUGGUUGGAGGUGGCCUGCUCGCUUUGCGCCUCCCAGAGACUCGAGACCAGGUCCUGAUGUGAGCAACUGAGGCCAGGGGGGUCAGGGGUGAACAUGGAAGGAGAACUAAAAAGAGCCAUGUUUGGAAAAAUCAAAAUGUCCUUUUCUAUCUACUGUUUUGUCGAUACCUCAAAGAGAGGAGGCAGAGAGGGCAAGAAGAGCCCAAAGGGAUAAAAAAUGAAGC
This is a messenger RNA of Tympanuchus pallidicinctus (lesser prairie-chicken), 3135 nucleotides long. RefSeq names its product synaptic vesicle glycoprotein 2B (gene SV2B). The record is from RefSeq and is a predicted model, not a curated record. The coding region runs from base 857 to 2974 and encodes 705 amino acids. Gene Ontology annotation, biological process: chemical synaptic transmission; transmembrane transport. NCBI's taxonomy places the organism in Eukaryota, Metazoa, Chordata, Aves, Galliformes, Phasianidae. Gene Ontology annotation, molecular function: transmembrane transporter activity. The transcript is spliced from 13 exons. Gene Ontology annotation, cellular component: membrane.